Lepisosteus oculatus (spotted gar) is the source of this 1258-nucleotide messenger RNA. RefSeq names its product arginine/serine-rich coiled-coil 1 (gene rsrc1). Gene Ontology annotation, cellular component: nucleus; cytoplasm. Gene Ontology annotation, biological process: alternative mRNA splicing, via spliceosome. Lineage: Eukaryota; Metazoa; Chordata; Actinopteri; Semionotiformes; Lepisosteidae. The record is from RefSeq and is a predicted model, not a curated record.
UCUGCUCUGAAGUCUGCAAGAUAGGUCUGAAGUGUUGUGCAUGGCGCUGUUCUUCAAACAAGCUUGCUUUUACUUAAAGUCACAAUUUAAACAAAAGGUCUGAUUAAAGAUGGGGCGUCAUUCCUCAGACAGUGAAGAAGAAACCAGGAGUCAUAGGAAAAAGAAACAUCGACGUCGAUCGUCUUCCAGCAGCUCUUCGGGAAGCCGGGUGACCAGCCGGAAGAAAUCGGGGAGAAAAACAAGGAGCAGGUCACGCUCCCCGUCUCGAAGCAGAGACAGAAGACGCAGACGGCGGUCCAGCAGCAGCUCUUCUUAUGGGUCCCGGAAGAAAAGAAGCAGUCGGAGCAGGACUCCUGACAAGAGCAAGUUCUACAGGUCUCGGAGAUCUAGGUCAUGGAGCCGAAGCAGAAGGUCGCGCUCGCGCCAUCGCCGCUCCCGAAGCCGCAGCAGCGGGAAGUCCAGCCGCAGGAGGAGCCGCAGCCACAGCAAGCCCCGGGACCGGAGCCGGCGGAAAAACAAGGACAAGGAGAAAGGCAGAGACCGGGAGAGGGACCGAGCCAAGGAGAAGGAGCUGCCGCCUGACAGACCAGGGGACGCUGGAUACAUCAAAGUGGGAUUAGAACAUCUGACCCCUGCUGAACAGGCCAAAGCAAGACUACAGCUGGUUCUGCAAGCUGCAGCCAAAACAGAUGAAGUAUUAAAGGCAAAGGAAAAGAAAGACGAGGAGGCCAGGAGGAAGAAAGAAGAAGAAGACACAUCCCUGCCCGACCAGGUAAAAAGAAUAAAAGCCAUUGAAGCCAUUGAAAGUGACUCUUUUGUUGCGCAGGCUUUCAAAUCAAGUAGAGACAGUAAGAAGGUGGUUGAAACUGUAGAAAUCAAGCAAGACCCCGAAUCAGUGGACCUGCCCAGGCUGGAAAGUGAGCAGCACGAAGUCAGCAGCAUCCCUACAUCAAUCCGGUACCAGGAGAAUGACUCCCUGGCUCAUCCCAAUCUGUUCAUUGACAAGGCGGAAGCAGAGGAGAUGUGGCUCUACAGACUGAUGUCCCUUCGCCAGGAGAGGCUGAUGGGCAGCCCUGUGCCCUGAACCCUUGAUGAUACUGUGUUAUUGAAACCUGGCAAUAUUUCCGCGUGCUUUUGAAGUGCAACAGCAUUCAUUUUCAAGAUCCCGAAUGCGUUUUCUUAAAUUAUGUGUAUUUUUCUUUUGUAUAAGUUCAUUUCUCACCUUGUAAUUUAGAAAUAAAAAAUAACACAGAAGGUA